Cladophialophora bantiana CBS 173.52 is the source of this 885-nucleotide messenger RNA. RefSeq lists its product as uncharacterized. Bases 1 to 885 code for a protein of 294 amino acids. The transcript has a single exon. NCBI's taxonomy places the organism in Eukaryota, Fungi, Ascomycota, Eurotiomycetes, Chaetothyriales, Herpotrichiellaceae. The record is from RefSeq and is a predicted model, not a curated record.
AUGUGGAAGACGUUGAGCAGGCUGAAACUCUACAAGAACCAGAGGCUAUUGUGUCUCGCGUGUCAAAUUUUCCUCUCAAGUCCGAGGCAGAGACAAGAGCCCGAAAUAUGUAAGGGGUUUUUGGACGAGUUGCUCACCUACCCUUCGCCAACGACCUUCAAGCUCAUCAUUGGGCUUACAUACCGGCGUCUGAGCAAGGAAACGGCCAUGGUGCCCAAGGGCGACUACCACCGAGUAGAGCUUUACAGUGGCUUCGACUUGGGUCUCCCAGUUGAUGAGAUAGUCACAAGGCUAAGCGUCGUCUACAACGUUGGCGAUGUCGGACCCGUCUAUGUCACGUCCUACACUGCACAUGGAAAGAGCCAUGAGAGGCUGAUCAAGGCGAACGUGGCUCUCGUCUCCAAUUCUAUCCAGGCAUUGGAGAAAGUGUGUCCCAAAUAUUCCUUCUUCACUCUACAGACGGGGGAAGUUUACGCUUUGUUGUCCUUGUAUUCGUCCGCAAGCCUCUCCGUUAUGCGCGCGCAGACUGACCCCGCGUCGCAGCAUUACGGCCUCAAAUUCAUUGAACACAUCAAGAUUGAGAUUCCGUUAAAGGAAUCAGCUCCGCGCGUGCCAUCGCCUUGGGGAGACAAGAUCUUCUACUACGUUCAGGUCGACGAGAUCAAGAGGCUGGCAAGGGGCAAGAAAUGGGAAUGGUGUGAACUCCGCCCCGAUGCGAUUGUAUGCCGUCCAGCACCAUCUCCCUCUCCCUUCCCUCCGAUUGACCGAGGGUCUUGCGCUCCCUGGAAGAGUUGUGCCCUCGGCCUCCACGUAUUGGCGAGAAAGACAGGCGCGUGUGGAGAUGUCAAAGGGCCGGUUGGGAUCCGCAUGAAGAAGCAAGGGUGA